AUGCAAGCUGAGCUGGAGCAAAAGGACGCAGAGCUUGCUGACCUGCGUAAACGCUGGAAGCAAACUGCUAAGGAACUGAACAGGCUGAAGACGUCACAACGAAGAGGACUGUAUCAAGUCACGGAUCGGUACCUUGUGGAUUUGGCCUCCCGGCUGAGAUAUAACAUUCGGAAUAUUGCUAUCCAAUACUUCGAGGGCAGCCAAGAAAUCCGGGAUCCCAGGCAUGAGACGACGGAAUCUAUCUACUCUCGGUACUUUACUCAAGUAGCCCCCGAUGCGCAAAGACGGAGUGCGUACCUAGGAUCCAAUCGCGGUCGUUCCAGCGUUGGGCAAGCCUUCCUGUGGCAGAUUAUCAUUGUCGAAGUAUUCGGCCAAUACCUCUGGACGGGGUCCAAGCUGUCUGGUGCCAUCAAUAUCUUGAAUGAUCACAUGAGGCAAGACAGACAUCCAAGCGCCGAAUUCGACAUCGAAGCAUGCCGGAACUUCCAGUCUUGGAGUGCAGAGACAACUGGAAUGGUCCUACAAACGAUUGAAGAGAAGCAAGAACCAGAAGUGAGCCAGUUUCUCAAUAGGGUGGUGAAGAAAAUUGCAGCGGGCAUUGUAGAUGCAAUCCUCUCGAUUAUUGACGUUGCCGACGAAGACGGGCUGGAGCUGGAGAUUGGCAUGAUCCUCCAUGAGGCAUUAGCUCUUGACAAGGAAGUGUGUAGGCAAGUGGCGCGCGUGGAUUGGACAGCUGAUAAAACACCGACAAACUUUGAUCCCGAUACUAUGGAGCUAGAAGGAGAUGUUGAAUUGGGGACACAUGGCCAGACAGCGUGUCUUGUCGUGGCUCCGGGGUUGAGGAAGCGGGGGAAGUCGUCUGGGGAGGACUUUGAUGUCGAUGAACUAUUACUUCCCAUGGUUGUAUCUUGCUUUAAUACUGGGUCAUGA
This is a messenger RNA of Colletotrichum orchidophilum, 930 nucleotides long. RefSeq lists its product as uncharacterized. The transcript is spliced from 2 exons. Lineage: Eukaryota; Fungi; Ascomycota; Sordariomycetes; Glomerellales; Glomerellaceae. The record is from RefSeq and is a predicted model, not a curated record. Bases 1 to 930 code for a protein of 309 amino acids.